Messenger RNA from Penicillium macrosclerotiorum, 1323 nucleotides. Its product is annotated as MDR family MFS transporter. The coding region runs from base 1 to 1323 and encodes 440 amino acids. Lineage: Eukaryota; Fungi; Ascomycota; Eurotiomycetes; Eurotiales; Aspergillaceae. Gene Ontology annotation, molecular function: transmembrane transporter activity. Gene Ontology annotation, biological process: transmembrane transport. The transcript is spliced from 11 exons. The record is from RefSeq and is a predicted model, not a curated record.
AUGGAAAUAAAAAAUAGAGGCAGCUUCGAGAUAUCUGCGGUGCAGACACAGUUGGAUGAGUCAAUAUUGCAGUCUCCACCGAGAUCUUUAGCAAGAACCCCAAAGGAUGCAACGAGAAAGAACUCAGAGCUAGCCAAAAAUGAAGAAAUCCAAUUUCUCACCGGGAUCAAGCUUAUUAUGGUGAUGAGUGCAGUCACUCUGGUGAAUUUCCUGGUUUUACUCGAUACUACGAUCAUCGUGACAGCAAUUCCAUCAAUCACUACGCAUUUCCACUCCCUUGACGACAUUGGAUGGUAUGGGGGCGCAUACCAAAUUACCGGAGCUUGUUUGCAGCCUCUGACUGGGAGGAUCUACACGAACUUCAGCUCGAAAUGGACAUUUCUCGGCUUCUUUUUCUUCUUCGAGUUGGGAUCACUUAUCUGUGCUCUAGCUACUUCUUCUAAGAUGCUUAUUAUUGCUCGAGCCGUCGCUGGAAUUGGAUCUGCGGGCUUGAUAAAUGGGAUUUUGACAAUCGUUACAGCCUCUGUCCCCUUGCACAAGUCACCUCCACUGAUUGGGGCUAUAAUUAGUAUCUCCCAACUUGGAGUUAUUCUUGGUCCUCUUCUAGGCGGUAUAUUUACAGAAUACGUGACAUGGAGAUGGUGCUUCUAUAUCAACCUUCCGGUCGGCUCGAUUGUGGCGUUACUUUUGGUGUCAAUAAAAAUUCCCGAUCAAGUCGCUAAGGUGAAAGGCGCCGUUAUUCAAACCAUUCUCCAUAAGCUUGACCUCAUCGGUUAUGUGACCGUUAUCGGACUCUUCUGUGGUUCUGGUGCUACAUUCAUUGUCUUCCUUUUCUGGGAGCAUCGCCAAGGUGACCUUGCUAUGAUUCCUCUUGCGAUGAUCUCCAGGCGCAUAGUUUGGUCAAUGUUCACUAUGCUCUCUGGGGUUUUAAUUGGAAAGUUCGGGUACUAUCUCCCGUGGGGUGUUUUCUGCGGUGUAGUUGCUUCCAUCGGUAACGGCUUAAUUUCAACCUGGGGCCCAGAUACGCCGACCGCAAAAUGGGUAGGAUACCAGAUCCUACUUGGAGCUGGACGUGGAGCCGGUUAUCAGGUGCCCAUCAUUGCGAUUCAAAAUGCGCUUCCGCCUGAACAAAUUUCCGUCGCAAUGUCAAUUCUCAUGUUUUCUCAGACCCUGUUCGGGGCAGUGUGUCUCACCUUCGCACAGGUGGGUUUCUCAAGCGGGCUAGAGGAUUCGAUCCGUAAGUAUGCGCCCAAUGUGAAUCCUACGACAAUAAUCAAGCCGGAGCAACCGGCAUUCGAGAUGUGGUAUCGGGUCAAGAUGUAG